UUUCACAUCACAAAAUAAAAUAAAACUGAAAAUGGAAGAAAAACCGUCGUUUUUUCAAAGGUUAAAACUUCAUAUUAUUUAUUAUCUAAAUGUUGCGACGCCUCAUGGACUCGUACAUAUUGUAAGACCCAAUCGAUCAAGUUUUGAAAAGAUAUUCUGGAUUAUCUGCAUGAUUCUUGUAUCAAUUCCGUGUGUUAUCAUUGGAAAACAAGCAUGGAAUCGUUAUCGAUACAAUCCAACCGUGACAGGAAUAUUAAGAGAUCAGCAACUUUGGUUGCAUACUUUUCCAUGCGUUACCAUUUGUCCAACAUCGUUAAAUCCUGAUAGUGACUUUAUAAUGGAAGUUGUCUAUGAAUAUUUCGGCAAUAAAAGUUAUCAUGUUCAUCAAAUCAACGACACAGACGAAAUUGAAGAAAAAUACGUCGCUGGUAAUCAAAGUUUAAUACAAAGCUUUGUAAAUUCGUUAAUUUUUGGUAAUUUCUCGACAUAUAAACAACUUGGAAAGUAUAAAAGUGAUUUUGACAAGAUUAACUCUCAUGAAUAUCUUGAAUUGAACGAUUUAAUUACUUCGAAGAUUAGUAAAGAUUUUGGACAUUGGAAUGCAACUCGAACAAUCACAGAAUUCGGUGUUUGUUACUCACUGAACUCUAUUCUGGCAAAAUAUUCAACUGUAAAGAAGUGGAGAAACAAAGAUAUGUCAUUCGUUAAAAAUUACAAAGUACAAACAUACGCUCAGACAGAAGAAGAGCCGAUUUUAUCCCUAAAUGACAUUGUAAUGGAAGCUAAUAUAUACUUUCAUUCGUACAAUGAGAUCCCAACACUUUUGCAAAAGUCUCUGCAUUUGCCGCAGAAUUACCGAAUGUGGAUAGAAGUGAAUUCUGAGAAACAUGCAUCAGCCGAAGACAUUCGUAGUCUGUCAAUUGAACAGCGCCAUUGUCGCUUCACAGAUGAAAGCGAUAAUCUGCGUUAUUCUCCUGUGUAUUCGUAUAAUUUAUGUCGUCUUGAGUGUAGAAUGAGGCUAGCGCUCAAAUUGUGUAAAUGUUUCCCGUUUUACUAUCGCAGUUUAUAUGGUGAACCAAUCUGCACAUUGGAUGAGAUGAUGUGUUUUUCUGAUUAUGAUUAUGAACUUAUUCAUUUGGUGAAUCGUACAACUCGUCAGUCAUUAUGUGGCAUGUGUGAUGCUAAUUGUGAAGCAGAAAUUAUCAAAAUUGAGAGUGUGAACAUUGUUGAUUGGAUGUUUGAUUCUGUUUUGGGUGUUGUGUUGCAGUUUGAUUCGGAAAUUCGUCUGCAAAGAGUUGUUAUCUUUUCAGAGACCGAUUUUCUGGUACAAGUAGGAGGAUUGUUUGGAUUGGCUUACGGUAUUGGUAUUCUUAGCGUUGUUGAAUUAUUCUAUUUUUGCACAUUGCGUUUCUUCUGGGGUGUCAUAUUAACACGUAUUCAAAAGUAAUUUUAAAAAUAUGUUUAAGAAGAUUAAUCCAAGUAAGCAACUUAAAAAAACAGAAGGUUUGGUGUUUGUAGAAAAAUGCAAGGGUUAGUUUCUUGAUCGGUAGCCACAAAAUUAAUAACAAACUUAAAUAUCAAGCUAGGCAUCUCAAUACACCCAAGAAUAAUCUUGGGUAUAGAAAUAAUUCUAGUAGUUUUAAAUAGAUGGCGUACACAAGUACUGAGUACUUGUCCAAGUGGCAGAAAAGAGAACUAUGAGCUGUGUUUAUAAUUGUGUAUCAUGAUACUACGAAAUAGCCUGUACCCACGAACCUAUACCCUUUGGACUCCUUAUCGUAUACUAUUGGAACUGUCACUAAUCUUAUUGAUAAAUAAGAUUAAGAUAAUGGCUAAACGGUAAACUCAAAUACUUGUCCUAUGUUACUGAAAAUAAUACAAUAUUACCAAGUUUGGAUAUUUACCUGAUUAUAAUAAAAUAUUUACCCAGCA
Dalotia coriaria is the source of this 1932-nucleotide messenger RNA. Its product is annotated as sodium channel protein Nach-like. The record is from RefSeq and is a predicted model, not a curated record. NCBI's taxonomy places the organism in Eukaryota, Metazoa, Arthropoda, Insecta, Coleoptera, Staphylinidae. Gene Ontology annotation, biological process: sodium ion transmembrane transport. Gene Ontology annotation, molecular function: ligand-gated sodium channel activity. The coding region runs from base 32 to 1447 and encodes 471 amino acids. The transcript has 7 exons. Gene Ontology annotation, cellular component: plasma membrane.